Molecule: messenger RNA, 1628 nt
Organism: Pyricularia grisea
Lineage: Eukaryota; Fungi; Ascomycota; Sordariomycetes; Magnaporthales; Pyriculariaceae
Exons: 3
Coding region: 396-1628 (410 amino acids)
Biological process (GO): phospholipid biosynthetic process
Cellular component (GO): membrane
Molecular function (GO): phosphotransferase activity, for other substituted phosphate groups
Source: RefSeq, a predicted model, not a curated record
AAGAGCUUUGCUGUGUUAAUUGAAAUCUGAAUUUUGUUCAACUAAUAAGCAUCUGGAUAUUUUCGUCGGUGGCUUUUUGUCGUUUCUUUUUAGUCUCCCCUCCCCAUGCAGUAAGGGCUACCUAGCUACCAGUUCACAAAAAAAGCUUCGUCGUUGAACGCCCGCCCAAAGUCGAAGCUAGUCGCCUUUGUCCGCUAGUUUCCGCACCUGCUUUCCAGCCAGGGUCCCCCGCCACAGAAAAGUCGACGAUCCCCCCAUCGAACCGGCAUCGCAUCGACUUGGUUUUUUUAUCAUCUUCUAUCUACCUACUCCAAGGCUCAACCCCAGAAUCCUCAAAAGCCCUUCUAGGACGAACGACCAUCACCAAACAUACGAGAUCUAGAAAAUCGCUCAAGAUGGUCUACGUACGCCAGGAGCAGCUCCCUGCGCUCAAGGAGUACAAGUACUCUGGUGUGGACCACUCGCUGCUGUCCAAAUACGUCCUGAAGCCCUUUUACACCAAUGUCGUCAUCAAAAUCUUCCCCAUGUCCAUGGCGCCGAACCUCAUCACCCUGACCGGAUUCACCUUUGUCGUCGCAAACCUCCUCACCCUGCUGUGGUACAACCCCACUCUCGACCAGGACUGCCCACCUUGGGUCUACUACAGUUGGGCGCUCGGCUUGUUUUUGUAUCAGACUUUUGAUGCCGUCGACGGCACGCAGGCACGCCGUACCCACCAGUCCGGACCGCUUGGCGAGCUUUUUGACCAUGGCGUUGACGCCGUCAACACUUCCCUCGAGGUCCUACUCUUUGCCGGUAGUCAGAACAUGGGCCAGAGCUGGUAUACUGUUGCUGUGCUCUUUUCAUCCCUCAUGACCUUUUACGUCCAAACCUGGGAUGAGUACCACACCAAGACCCUGACGCUCGGCAUCAUCAACGGGCCCGUCGAGGGCAUCCUGACCAUUGUCGUUGUCUUCAUCCUGACGGGCUACCUGGGUGGCGCCUCGUUCUGGCAGCAACCUAUGCUCCCGACCCUCGGUGUCCCGGUUUUCGACUUCCUCCCCAGCUUCCUGUACAAGCUCUCCUUCACGCAGGUCUGGAUGGUGCAGGGCACUCUGGUCCUGGUCCACAACACGAUCGAGUCGUGCCGCAACGUGAUCAAGGCCCGCCGCGCGCAGGGUGACCGCUCCCGCUACGCCCUCGUCGGCCUGCUCCCCUUCUUUGGCACGUGGGCCUGUAUCCUGGCGUACCUGUUCCUGCAGCCCAACAUCAGGCAGGGUCACCUGGUCCCCUUUGCGCUCUUUGCCGGCAUCGUCAACGCCUACUCGGUCGGGCAGAUUAUCACGGCCCACUUGGUCCACCUCAAGUUCCCGUACACAAACGUUCUGACCCUGCCCCUGGCCUGGGGCGUCGUCGACUCGCUCGGCCCCUGGCUGCUGUCCACCUUUGGCUUCGGCUGGCCCUCAGCCCUCGGCGAUGGCGUCUACCAGGUCGCCUUCAUGUUCUGCCUUCUCGGUAUGGCCAUCGGCGUCUACGGCAGCUUCGUCGUCGACGUCAUCGUCACCAUUUGCGACUACCUUGACAUUUGGUGCUUGACCAUUAAGCACCCUUAUGUCGAGGGACAGGAGAAUGGCAAGAAGACGAACUAA